UCUGCCAUUAGAAUACCCCAAGUCUCAUCAACUCGACCUAUGUACAUAUAUGCCGAUUUCUGUCACCACUCCUGACAUGUCAUCCCUUCCCGAACCCCUCAUGACCAGUGCCUCAUGCUCAAUACCCUUCAUGUGUUUGCAGUAUGCCUAUGUAAUUCUCUAUUUUCUUUUUACCCCGUUCAUUCCGCAGGUUCGAAGUUAGUCCUUAGUUGCUGUCGGAGAUGUGUUAUGUGUGGAUGCCUGGGAUGCCCGGCCUUUGCAUUGCCUGUGUCGACGUCAGACUUUUGUGUAAUGCGGCUUCCACCUUUUGUGUGUGAUGUAUUAGUCUACCGCUUAGCAAUGGGAUGUUUUGCUGUCCCGGCAUUCUCUAACGGAUACCGCUUAGAUGGUAGAUCAUGCUUAUGUGUCUUACAUGACUGCUAAAACUAUGGACCGCCCAGCCUCACCAAUUCAAAACGUUUCAUCCUCUAUACGCUGGACCCUUUGGAUGAUGCUAGGGCUCUGUUCGGCCGCAAUAUCGUCUGUUGUGUCAUUUGCCCCGGCGGUAAAUAGCAAAUCCUCGACGAUCCGUCUGGAUGCUUCUUUUGCUGUGAAUCAUCAGUCAGCCUGUGAGAUUA
This is a messenger RNA of Aspergillus pseudotamarii, 617 nucleotides long. RefSeq lists its product as uncharacterized. Lineage: Eukaryota; Fungi; Ascomycota; Eurotiomycetes; Eurotiales; Aspergillaceae. The transcript has a single exon. The record is from RefSeq and is a predicted model, not a curated record. The coding region runs from base 115 to 423 and encodes 102 amino acids.